CAGAAAUAUUUGAUCAAGCAUGGCAGAGACAAACAUGGCAUCUUGCUUUUGCUGCAAAGCAUGCAAUAUCAAGAUUGCGAUGAGCCAAGACUACAUCCGUAGGGAUGCUAGGACAGCCCUGUUCAAGAAAGUGGUCAAUGUUCAAACUGCAGGUCCCAAAGAUAAUUGGCAGAGGAAAGGCUGUACAUUGGCAAAUGUGUAUUGUCGUACUCACAGUUGUAACAAAGCAUUGGGCUUUAGAAUUGUUUCAGCACCCCACCGAAAAUUGAUGGAAGGAAGAGUUGUACUCAGUCUGGACCGUCUACUGUAUUGGAAUGGGAAAAAGCACAGUAAUUCACACCUCGUGCAUCCAGAGAACAGAUUCUUAUCUGAGUUUGAUGAAACUGUAGUUCCUCAUUUCUAUGUCUGCCGUAAAUGCUUUGCACACAUUGCCAACAACAAAGAAUUCAUGGGCAAAAGAAAUAACCUGGGCUGGUUCAAGGAUGUGUAAGACAGUCUUCAUCCCAAGCUGCAUUGAGUUGAAUUUCAGUUGGUUUACCUACCAUUUGAUUGAUCUUUUUUUCUGACGUGUAGUUGUAACUUACUACACAGUGGCUCGGAACCUCACUCUGAGAAUGUUGUGAUUGGUGGUACACUGAGAAAUGAAUACUGCGCCAAUUG
Rubroshorea leprosula is the source of this 660-nucleotide messenger RNA. NCBI's taxonomy places the organism in Eukaryota, Viridiplantae, Streptophyta, Magnoliopsida, Malvales, Dipterocarpaceae. The record is from the annotation of a GenBank genome assembly.